GGGCCUUGUCAGGUCUGCGACUAUCUGCGACAUAUCAUGAAUCAUUUCAAGUUUUCAACCGAGCGGCAGAAUUUUGGUCAUCAAGCAAACAAACAGGUGGUGUCGCCGGGGUGACAGAAUCUGAUGGCCUCAACUAUACUACUAUACUGUACUGCCUGUCUAUCUACACAUGGCCAACCGCCGCGAAGGCCGAAGAAGGUGCGGAAAACGCAACAGCUGCGAUCCGUGCGCCUGUGCACUGCAGUACCAGUACAAUCCUCUCUCUCCCUCUCUCCUCUGACUUCGCUGCCUCCCUCCUCGUCCGUCUCGCCCGGUCGUCUCACCCAAAGACUCCUCCCGCUUCGCUUCCAAGUUCACGCACCCCACCCCACCCCACCCCAAUGGCGACGCAGCCGCUUCCGCUUACAGCACCACGCCGCGUGCCGCGCGCCUGAGCGAGAGCCCGCAAGAGCACCCACACGCCACACCAGCCGCGCGCCUACGCGGCGCAUGGCGGCGCCGGGGCUGGACCAGGUCAUGGCGUUCCUCACCGACCACGGCUUCGCCGGCGCGGCCUCCGCGCUCCGUGACGACGUCCUUGCGCGCACCGCCGCCGGGGACGAAGGUCACGACGCUGCAUUAGGUCCCCGUCUCCCCCCGCUCCGGAUGCCCGCCGCCGGUACCGGCUCCGGCUCUGGCGCUGGCUCUGGCACGCCGGCGCCCGCGAGCCCCGGCUCCAGCUCCGGUUCGGCGUCCUCGUCAGCUUUCGUCAGCAUGCGCUCCACGCCCUCAGGGCUGUUGAAUCCGUAUGGGCUAUGGUCGCCGAGGCACUCGCAGUCGGACGUGUCUUCAUCGGAGAUGGAGUUUGGUACAGCGCGCCAGUACGACACCACCGACCUCUUCUUCCAGGAGGACUGGCUCUACGACGAUCACCUCUUCCCUAGCAAGCUGGACGAUGAGGACGACGAACGCGAGGAGGAGGACAAGUUUGUACUGGAUGCUCACGGUGGUGCCUCAGCGCAGACAGAGAUAGGCAAGCUCGGUGCAGGCCAUAACCACCGUCAUGAACACAUCGGUGGUGACCGAUGUGAGGGUUGCGCUGAGGUGUACACAUGCUCAUCGCCACUCUGCGGUUGCUGUGGAGGGGGACUCAAGAAUGACGGGCUUCAUGUGGCCAGGAGCUCAAGCUCUACUGUGUAUGGGAGAUACCAGAUCAUGGAUGACCGGACAGAGACAAUGGAUGAUUGUGCGCAGGAUGGGUUUCAAUUGAAGCAGAGUGGAGAUAUUAUGUUUGAAUGUGGUAUGCAGAGGGAUCCUGGACGAGGAGAUGAUGAUUCAGACCUGAGUGUUGUGGAGAAGGAGCUUCAAAUGCUCAGUUCAUUUGAUACUGAUGCUGUUACGAAUCACGGUGUACAUGAUUUCACGGACAACGGUGACCUCAAUGGCAUCUGUGACAAAAAUCCGAAAAUCAGCAUUGAUAAAGAAUAUCUGAAAGGUCAUAGGAUACAGCCAUUCCCUGAAAUUGGUGAUCCUGAUGAAGCAUAUGAGUUUCGAAAUGUAGGAUCAUUAAAUGCAGAUGUUCAACAUUCUACUGCUCUUGAAGCUGAGGAAGAUGCGGAGACAAAUAUUGAUCUUGCUCUCUCUGAUUUUCACAGAGAAUAUGAGGUAUUUGAAUUGAGAAUUAUCCACCGCAAGAACAGGACUGGCUUUGAAGAAAACAAAGAUUUUCCCAUUGUGCUAAAUUCGGUUGUUGCUGGAAGGUAUUGUAUCACUGAAUAUCUAGGCUCAGCUGCAUUCAGCAAGGUUGUGCAAGCACAUGAUCUUCAGACAGGAAUGGAUGUUUGCCUUAAAAUAAUUAAAAAUGAUAAGGAUUUCUUCGACCAGAGCUUGGAUGAGAUAAAACUUCUGAAGUUCGUGAACAAAUAUGAUCCACUAGACGAGCACCAUGUGUUGCGCCUUUAUGACUACUUCUACCAUCAGGAACACCUUUUUAUUGUUACUGAACUAUUGCGAGCAAAUCUAUAUGAGUUUCAGAAAUAUAAUCAGGAAUCGGGUGGUGAGGUAUAUUUUACUUUGCCUAGGAUACAGGUAUUAUUUCCUAACGAGCCUGUGUCCAUGAUGCUUGCUCAAAUGAUUGGCAUAAUCGGCCCAGUUGACAUGGAAAUGCUAGAAUUGGGACAGGAGACACAGAAGUAUUUCACUGAUGAUUAUGACCUUUUUACCAAAAAUGAGGAGACAGAUCAACUAGAGUAUUUGAUCCCAGAGAAAACCUCCUUGCGACGACACUUGCAAUGCCCCGAUUCUGAAUUUGUCGAUUUUCUGUCUUAUCUGCUGCAAAUUAACCCCAGGAAAAGACCCACAGCCGAUGAAGCACUACAGCAUCCAUGGCUUUCUUUUGCGUACUAAUGAGAAGCCAUCCGGUGCUUUGUUCACAUAUAAGGAUGACUUUGUCUCCUAAUUUGUUGCUCUUGUAAAGUUCUUGAAAAAUAUCGAUUUUUUAAAGUUUCUCUUCAUUAACGUGAAUCAUCAUUACUCUUUUCCUUAUUUUGUAGAAGAGCCCUCCUUUUGUGAGUGCAGGAUUCUUAUUUUUUUUCUGUCUUCAGGGUAAUUCUUGGUGUGAACCCCUGCUCUGUGAGUGAUUCAUGAGUGUACGUAAAUAUCAGAAAAAUUUCCGCGGUUUAUCUGUACAGUUGAAAGGCCACUCUUGUACUCCAUCUGAUCCGUUAAUGAUAACAUGAGAAGAUAUCAAAAUACUGUCCAAUGUUUCA
Zea mays is the source of this 2747-nucleotide messenger RNA. RefSeq lists its product as uncharacterized. Gene Ontology annotation, molecular function: protein serine/threonine kinase activity; ATP binding. The record is from RefSeq and is a predicted model, not a curated record. Gene Ontology annotation, biological process: peptidyl-serine phosphorylation; peptidyl-threonine phosphorylation. Bases 124 to 2385 code for a protein of 753 amino acids. The transcript has 7 exons. Lineage: Eukaryota; Viridiplantae; Streptophyta; Magnoliopsida; Poales; Poaceae.